AGAAUAUGAAAAGUGCUAUUAUGAAGUUUUUUAUCGAGAAAAUUUAACAAGAUCCCUCAUGACUCUUUUAUUUACGUACGGAGUAUAAUCACAAAAGAUCACAAAAGAUUAUCAAAUGAAGGUGUGUGAUUAGUGUAAAAUUUUUACCAUUGCGAUUAUUUUGGAACGAAGGAAGUAUUAAGUGUAUUAUGCAUGGUCUCUAUGAUAAGAUAUGCGAUGCCUUUUAUUUACAUUAACUUUGCAUACAUGGAUAUUGCUGGAGGCUCUGUGCAACCGGAAGACCUUUUCCUGAGGAUUUUUUUUAAUCCCCUCAAACGUUGUAGGGAGGUCUUGUACAUGCAACCAGAGUCAAUACAAAAGGGCACCAGAAGAAUUCUUUUAGCAACAACCUCAAUAGAAACAAGGGAUAUGAUAGACCACAUACUGGAUUUCAAAAGUUUACUACACAAUCUUCUAAAAAUGCUAAUAGAAGCUUCAGGAAUCAGGGUGACCGUUUAAGAAAAGGACGCAUUAAAAGAGAUGGGACUGAAAAGUCUUUCAAGAAACAACAUCAAAAGGAGGAAACAAGACCAAUCCCUUUCUUUUAUACGGAACAAGAAGUACGACAAUGGCGUGAAGAGCGCAAGAAAAACUAUCCAUCCAAAGGCAAUACUGAGAAGAAGUCACAAAAGUUGGCAAAUAUUGUAGACUGUGAUGGUGCUGCAAAAUUACGUCGCCAGCAACUCAAGGAAAUAUUGGCCAAACAAGCAGAGCUAGGUUGCGAAAUUGCAGAAAUACCCCCGUCAUAUCUGUCAGACAUGGAGCGACCACACAAUGGAGUAGACAGCAGAGGGGCAUUCAGUAAGGAGAGAUACCAAUACAAUCCCAACAAGAGGGGGCGAUUCGGUAAAAGGAAUAGCUUCUCUAAAAACCAAAGAAUCGGGAACCAUAAUCCCAGAACUCGAGAGCCACGUGAUGAUGAUGAUGAUCACCACUCAAAGGAACAGAGGUAUGAAAUCAAUAACAGUCCAGCUUUGCAGAGCAAGAGAGAACCAAGUCUUUGGAAAAAACUGGUGGGUGGAGACAUGAACAGAGAUACGCGGCAACUGUUGCAAGUCUUAAGGUUCAUGGUUAUAAAUUCUUUCUUUGCUGACAAUGACAAGCCUCUCCGGUUUCCAUCUGUGAUUGCUAAAGAAUCGGCACCCGAAGAGCCUUUAAAAGACGAGGAACGGAAUGGGGAUUUGGGCAAAGACAGAGGGACCAUUGCUAACACUGAAAAGGAAAAACAUCAAGAAGAGGGAGAAAUCAUUGACUAGUAAGUAGUACUUGAAUUUCCUCUAUGUGUGUGUGUGCAUUCCAUGCCUUUGCAUGUAUAUGUAUAUAUUUGUGUCCAAUGUGAUGGAUGAUUCUACUAUUUAAUUUUGGGCAUUCUAACUAGUGGACUUCUAUCUUCUAGUUGCGGUACUAAUUGAACUUCUAUGUUCUAAUUGUGGCCUAUAUGGAUCACUACUCCGCACUCUUUAUCAUACCACCUCUAGUAUCACAUUGUGUACAUCUAUGACUUGUUUGUAAUGUUCGGUUGAAAUUAUUUUUAAUUCAAUUUAUUUAAAAUUAUACACCAAAAGCUUUACAAAUCAAGAGACAAUAUCACU
Messenger RNA from Cuscuta campestris, 1631 nucleotides. Lineage: Eukaryota; Viridiplantae; Streptophyta; Magnoliopsida; Solanales; Convolvulaceae. The record is from the annotation of a GenBank genome assembly.